Messenger RNA from Uloborus diversus, 2521 nucleotides. RefSeq lists its product as uncharacterized. The transcript is spliced from 5 exons. Bases 500 to 2455 code for a protein of 651 amino acids. Gene Ontology annotation, biological process: regulation of signal transduction; regulation of cell growth. NCBI's taxonomy places the organism in Eukaryota, Metazoa, Arthropoda, Arachnida, Araneae, Uloboridae. Gene Ontology annotation, cellular component: extracellular region. Gene Ontology annotation, molecular function: insulin-like growth factor binding. The record is from RefSeq and is a predicted model, not a curated record.
AAAUCUUCUGUCAUCGUUUUGAUACGCACGGUUCGAUAGAUAUAUGACGGUAAAGGAAAGUAUAAGAACAAGAUGGACUUUGUGUUACUACAUAGACCAUCAGGAUUUAUAAAAGUUGGAUGAAUCCGUGUGUUUAAAGGAUACGGCAAAACCCUUUGAAAGGAAGAAGAUGGACAUGUGUAUAAAUGUACAAUUCAGAAGCGUUUGCCAAAGGGACAGAAAAACUUAAUCGACGCUCUUAUUAUGCAGAACUUACUUCAUUUUUAUUGAAGGUUUAAAAUGUUUCAAAAAAAUAUUUAAAUCUUGCUGAAUUUGUUUCUUAAACUUUACAGAAUUUUUUUUGAGAAUUUCAUAAUUUAUUUCUGUAGAAUGUUAACUAUAACUGAUGUUCUGAAUAUGCGAAGAGACUUUAUAUUUUUGUAUUAUCGUGGAUAGUUUUAAAAUCAUUUAUGUUUUAUUUACACAAGUUCUCCAAAAAUAAAUUUUGUCAUGCUUAAACAUGAAUCUUGCACUUGUUGCCAUCUUGAUCUUUGUUUCCAUGGCUGUUAAAGCAAAAGUCUUGAAUAAAUCUGAUGAUUUAAUACUGAGAAAAGGCGUAGUUCAAAGCGAGAAAAGUGAAAUGCAUUUUAUAAGGAACAACUCCUACUCGCUGAACGAAGGAAAGAAAUUCUAUGAGUCCAUGAACACAAUUAGAGCAAACAAGAAAGCAAUGCCUCAACUGCUUCGAAAGUUUUCAAAUAUGAGUAGUUUGAAUACCGUUGGCAGAAACAGCAUUACACACGCACCCAAAACGCAAGGUACAAGAGAACUAUUAUCACAACUUCUGCUGAAGCAAAAUAUAAAGAAGGAACUUGAACAUGCACAGCAAGAUAUAAUUAAUAAUAGAAUGUUGCAUGGUCAGGAAUGGGUAAGACAUGCAAAAAAAUUCUCGGAUACAUUACAAAUCAAGGCUUUACAAAAAGAGGUUCCUGAAAACGGAACAAUAAAAGGGUUUAGUGCUGAUAUAUUAACCGCAUCAAACAUCUCAACUGGAAUCAGAACGAAUAACUGUACACAGAAUCCUGUACGUACUUAUGGUAUGGAGAUAUUCCAAGGUAGGAAAUCAAUUCCAAGUCCGAAAACUACCAAUUUUGUGUCAAGAAUUCUAUCUCAAGAAGAUUUACAGAAAAAUAAUCAGAAAACAGAACAUGAUAAGGGAGACAUAUUACCUAUGUUAAAAGAUAGUUCAAACUCAAUCUCCGAAGAGGAUUCUGCACAAUAUUUUACAAGUGGAACUCAAAAAGAUAGAUAUUUAGAGUUAUUAACUUUAAAUCAUGCAACAGAUGUAACUCAAAAUAAUGUUAACGAAGCUGGAAACCUAAUGGAUGCCUUCCCGGAUUCAAAACAUACAAUUACUGGCAAGGAAAUCAAUACUUUGCAGUAUUUAAUGUACCAUAAAGGCUCAUUAACAAGUUUAGAGGAAACAACGAAAAACGUUCUGAAUGAGAUGAACCCCACCAAAACAGUCGGCACUGCACUUUAUGCAGCAGGAAGUAAUGGCAAAGUAAUGCAGCAUUAUGAGGAGACAAAAAAUUCUGCAAUGGUGGGAAAAAAUAAUCUCUCCCGAGAUGGUACUAUAGGCAAGUUGGUGGUGCAGUACGACGAGGAAUCAUUUUCAAGUAGUUUAAAUUCAGUUACGGAUAUUUUUCUAACUCCAAAAAGUGAAAUAAAAACGAAAGGAUUAUCAAGUAAGAAUAAAUUUACUGAUCAACCAGUGACUACUCAUUUUUUCGAUGAUGGAUUUUCGUGCCACAAGCAGAAACGAUCUGUCUUCGGUUCUGAGGAAUCUCUUCUCUGUCCACCUUGUGAACAAAUCCACUGCUACAGGCAGAAGAAAAGACGUUUACAAUGUCGCGGUGGCUACACACUAGACAUAUGCGGGUGCUGCCGCGUAUGUGCAAAAUUGGAAGGAGAGAAGUGUGGUGGUCAGCAUGACUACUUGGGAAAAUGUGAUAGAGAUCUGUUCUGCGAACCACAACCACCUGCAGUCGUAAGCUUCUUCAGGGAAGGAAUCAAGAGAGUUUACAAAGUGCACAGAGGAAUCUGCAAAAAAUUUGCUACAAAGCUUGAAACAGAUAUUAGCUGGACUAAAAGCAAUUGUAAACCGAAAUGUGAACCGGAAUUCUGCAUGAAAAACCCAAGAGCGAUUUGCUCGGCUAUAAAUGCUGCUGAGAUGACUCGCAGGUGUCAGGGCUCUUGCCAGCAUACAUCUUGCCGGGCUUGCAGAUUUGCGCAACCUGAUAUCCGGUGUCCCAAGUGUCUUGCGAAUGAUUUCCGCUGCAUCCGGCAGUUUGGAAGAUGCAUUCGAAAGGAUUCCUGUAAACCAAAAUCUUAUCCAUGUGGAAACCAGUUGCCAGUGAAACAUGAUGGUGAAGUGUUUUUGUGUAAAAUCCCAGAAUGCGACGUCAAUAACUGAUUUCACCAUUUAACUACUCUUUCAAUUUUUAUGACAUACAUUGUCAAUAAAAUAUAGAUGUUUAGA